Messenger RNA from Schizophyllum commune H4-8, 2177 nucleotides. RefSeq lists its product as uncharacterized. Bases 19 to 2055 code for a protein of 678 amino acids. NCBI's taxonomy places the organism in Eukaryota, Fungi, Basidiomycota, Agaricomycetes, Agaricales, Schizophyllaceae. The record is from RefSeq and is a predicted model, not a curated record. Gene Ontology annotation, molecular function: SNARE binding. The transcript has 4 exons. Gene Ontology annotation, biological process: SNARE complex assembly. Gene Ontology annotation, cellular component: endosome; lytic vacuole.
UCUUUGUUCUCGUCUAUCAUGCUCUACAAUGAGCACCGCGUCCGCCACAUCUCGAGCAUCCAGAUCAGACACCUCACGCCCUUUCCCGUGCGCGAUACUGCCCUCGCAUCUGCGCUCACACACUCCGCGGAGCAGCCCCAGCACACCGCGGACGACCUCGAGCUCACCGCGUCGCGCAUACGCCAGCGCCGCAUCUCGCAGACCUCCGCCGCGUCCCUCUCCCGGAGCCCCAAGUCGGAUGACGGCGAGCACCCCGCGCCCGGCCGCGGCAGGCGGCGCACGGGCUCGCGGGUGAGCUUUCAGAGUAAUAGCUCGUUGCCGAAGAAUGUGCAGGUGCAUACACGACCACGUACGGGGUCGAUAUCGUCUGCGGUUAGCUUGUUGGAGGCUGGACGCGGCGCGCACUCGAAUACACCCUUUCUGCCGGAUCACUCGCAGGCGGUGCUGGCGAAGAUCAUUGGUUCGAGGCUCACGGAGACCUUUAUUGCGCUCAGCAUACCGGAGCAACCGUCGGAACCCUCUCGACCUGCUUCCCCCAAUCGCCGACCCAACGGACAUAACAAGUCGUCCAGUGUCGCGCAUCUCGAGCCCCCGCGGCGCAAUACCCUCCGCGAAUCACCCCUCUCCCCCAAGGCGCAGACCCACAAUCGGUCUGCUUCGACGCUCAGCUCCGCUGCACGGUCGAAGGCCUUCCCGAAGAAGUCACCCAACCUACAGACUAGCUUUCCACCCUCACCUCCGUCACCAUCCUCAAGCCCACCACCUCCGAUACCCAGCGCCACGAUACCCUGCUAUAUCUCUCCCCCACAUCGACCAUCGACAAACCCGGCGUUUGCGGUAGAUCCCAAGUAUGAGUUCGCGCCAUGGGCGGAUACGAGCAGUGCGCGGUGUCGCAUCGAAGUGUUCUUCCGGCCUCCGGUGGAUGCGAAGGGGAAGGGGCGUGCGAGUGAGCAGCCGGAGUGGAAGGUGCUGCAGGCCUACGAUAUCUCGCUGGAUGACUUGGUACCCGUACCAGAGGAGAGUCAGGUCAGGACGCUGGCACACCUUCCGCCAAAUACGCUGGUGCUUAAGCUCGACCCACCGGGGAAGCUAUACUAUCUUCCAGGCCCUGUGCCAGUGCAGGACGUCCAUAACGCCACUACCUCCCUCUCCGCACCCCUCUCUCCCGACCCCGGCUACGCCUCCGAUCCCGAAGGCCAAACGACCCUGCAACUCGACACGCCACCGCCCACCCCCAAACAACCUGGCUCGCAAACCCCGCGCAUCGUCUCCCGCCGACGGCACCACCACCCUGAUCGCCAGAAAUCUUGCGCGGAGGACGAUGACGGGGUGGUGACGGGCACCUGGCACGACCUCUUCAAGCUGGUGACGCUGCAGUCGGGGAUACAUGAUCAUGAGGAGAUGCUGGAUGAGAUCCGCGGGAGUAUCGCGGGGAUGUUGAACGACGGGCUGCCGGAGAUGAAGAGGGAGAUUUCGGAGAGGGAGUGUAGGGUGGAUGAGUUGAGGGUGCAGUGUGCGGAUGUGAGGAAGGAUUGUAAUGAUUUACGACAAGAGAUCGACGCUCGACGAGAAGAGCUCCGACAGCGGCGGCAGUUGCUCUCGGAAGCCUACGAGCAGGACCUCAACCUUGUCGACGGCGCCCGCGACGCCGCCGAGGCCGAAGUCGCCACCGAACGCACCCUCCUCACCGACCUCCGCGCGCAGAUCCCGCCCCUCCAGACCACCCACCUCCUCACCCUCUCAUCCAUCUUCCCCAUCGAGCUCGUCUCCCCGCCCGACCUACUCUACACCAUCGUCGACGUGCCCUUGCCUAUACCGACGCUGCCCGGUGCGGCCUCGCCGCCGUUGACGCUGCCGCACUAUCGGAAGCCGGCGGAGGCGACGCACCAGGAUGUGAGCGAGGAGGGGGUGGCGGCGGCGCUGGGGUAUGCGGCGCAGGUUGUGAGGUUGAUUGCGGAAUAUUUGGGGCAGGGGUUGAUGUAUCCGGUGACUUGUGUGGGGAGUAGGAGUCUGAUUAGGGAUGGGAUUAGUGCUAUGGUAGGACCGAGGAUGUGAGUGCGGCGGCUUGGUUUUGUGAGAAGGCUGAUGAGAAGCGAUGCAGGUUCCCGCUGUUCUCGAGAGGGGUCGACACGUACCGCUUUGAGUACGGGGUGUUCUUGUUGAACAAGGACAUCGAG